AUGACGCUCAGCCCCGCCUUCCGUUCGCAGAACGCCUUGGCCGCCUGGUCGCCCGACGGAGAAAUCCUCGCGACUGUGACAGAAAACCUCGUCCAGUCCGCGCUUUCUCCGUCGCAGAUCGUGACUGGAGCUGCGCGAUCAACGAGGGCCUUUUGCCGGUCGUCGCCGCUAGUUGGGCUCCAGAUUCUCUUCACGUACUCACUUUGUCGGACUGUGGGGUCGCGCGUUCAGCCCCAGCGGCAAAUUCUGGGCUGUCUGCACCAGCGCUUUGGUGUGUUUUCGGAGACAGCCGAAUGCGGCGAGGCCCGACAGUCUUUCUUCUCUGUUGUGGGAAAACCCUUUGCCGUGCACUCCCGCCUGCUGGUGUACCACGUCACCGGGGAAGUCCUCUUCAAGUUCGAGCCUCCGGCAGAACCUCUCGGAAUUCGGCAGCUGCAAAUGCAUGCAAAGGUCGGGCUCCUGAUCGCUUCGGGCUACGACGAAACGAUUCGCGUCUUCUCGCUGCUCGACUGGACGGAAGUUUUCCCCCCUCUACACCACAGAGAGAAGAUGCCCAUUGGUCCGCACGUGCUCGUCGUGAGAGAAGAACUGAAUGAAUGCCAGGAGCGUUCGCCGACCGGAAUCUCCGACCGUCUGGAAAGCCGCGAAACCGCGACCUGGGAGGCGCGAAGCCGCGCUCCUGUGGUGUACAGACAGCUGGGGCCGUCCCAGGAGACGAGGGACGGAACAGACGGCUCGGGCGAGGAGAACCAGCGCCCGUCCGAAGACUGGAGACCGAGACGCAAAAACGCGAGAAUGCAGGGCAGGGAGGAGACGGAGGCGGAGGGAGGAAAGAGCGAGGGAGAACGCGGGAAGGACGCGGAACCAGAGGAAAGAGAAAAAAACGAUCCUCGGAGAAACAGGGACAAGAAGACACCGAAACCGUUCAUCGCGCUCCCUACGGAGAAAAUUGCAGAUGUUCGUCUGGGAUCGCCUGAGCGGGACAGAAGAGGAGGUCCAGCACGGCCUCGGCUGAGAGAGGCGGGGUCGUGCGGCGUCGCGGUCGCUGUCCCCAGCCCAUGUGGGGCGUUCCUGGCUUCCCAGCACGCGAGGCAGCCUCGUGUGGUCUACGUUUGGUCUCUUCAAACGGGCGACCUCGUGAGCCUCGUCCUUCACCGCUCGCUGAUCUCUAGUUUCGCGUGGAAUCCGCACCCUGCCGCCUACGGCGACACCGCGUGUCGCGAGGCGUGA
This is a messenger RNA of Neospora caninum, 1230 nucleotides long. RefSeq lists its product as hypothetical. Gene Ontology annotation, molecular function: protein binding. The transcript has 10 exons. NCBI's taxonomy places the organism in Eukaryota, Apicomplexa, Conoidasida, Eucoccidiorida, Sarcocystidae. Gene Ontology annotation, biological process: protein localization to mitotic spindle pole body; microtubule anchoring at mitotic spindle pole body; mitotic sister chromatid segregation. The record is from RefSeq and is a predicted model, not a curated record. Gene Ontology annotation, cellular component: MWP complex; mitotic spindle; microtubule organizing center. The coding region runs from base 1 to 1230 and encodes 409 amino acids.